Molecule: messenger RNA, 911 nt
Organism: Raphanus sativus (radish)
Lineage: Eukaryota; Viridiplantae; Streptophyta; Magnoliopsida; Brassicales; Brassicaceae
Exons: 4
Coding region: 109-468 (119 amino acids)
Biological process (GO): autophagosome assembly; protein folding in endoplasmic reticulum
Cellular component (GO): endoplasmic reticulum; membrane; EMC complex
Source: RefSeq, a predicted model, not a curated record
CUUUGAAUGGGCUUUAGAAGAUAACCUCUCUCUCUCUCUCUCUCUCUCUCUCUCUCUCUCUCAGAUUCGCUGCUUUGCUCUUCCUGAUCUCGUUUCUAACUAUUUGCAAUGGGUUCGUCUGAGAAGAGAUCAAAGGAUGCCAUGAGUGAUAUUCCAACCUUCAGUGGAGAGAAUCUGCAGAAGAAUUUGAAAGUCAUACAGAACAGCCGGACGUUUCUGUCUAUCAUCGCUGGAGUCCUUGCGGGGAUUAGUGGAUUCACGGGGUUGACUGGUUUUGUGUUUUACUUUGUGGUGAUGUUGAUCACAUCUGUUGGACUCAUUGCUAAGGCAGGAUUCUCCGCAGACUUGUACUUUGAUUCGUGGAAUCGUGUUCUUUUUGACGGCUUUCUUGGUGGCCUUAUGUCUUUUGUGCUGUUCUGGACGUAUCCUUUUGGAUCUCGAUCUCUCGUGGUUACACUUGUUUUAUGAAAAUGUGAAAACGUAGAUCAUUGGUUUGAUUAGCUUUAUGAUAGAACAUCUGAAUGGUAUAGUGUAGGUAAAAUCUUGUGGUCAGACUCUCAAUGGCCUUUUGGUUUAGUAAGCGUUUAGAGAAAAAGGUAAGGCUAAUAUGCACAUUAGAAAACAGCUCUAUAUUGUCUCUGUUUCUCUCAGUAUUAUGUUCCCUUAACGAUGGAGUAGAUUUGCUUAUGACUUGGUGCACAUAUUCUAAAGGAAUCUUCAGCUGCAAAUGAAGAUGGUGAAACAACAGACAAGACGAAGUGAUUUAACUUCUUAGACGAUGUUUCUCUGCCUCCCUUUUUGAACAACAGAUUAUGAAUCUAUUACUUUCCCCUUUGUUUCAAAUUUUACUUGAGAUCACAUUAAUUGUGAAACCUUUGGAUUGAGUAGUUGAAGUUUUUAAAUUUCCCUUU